This is a messenger RNA of Trypanosoma cruzi, 1062 nucleotides long. RefSeq lists its product as uncharacterized. Lineage: Eukaryota; Euglenozoa; Kinetoplastea; Trypanosomatida; Trypanosomatidae. The record is from RefSeq and is a predicted model, not a curated record. The transcript has a single exon. The coding region runs from base 1 to 1062 and encodes 353 amino acids.
AUGAAGCUAUCUAGUGAGAUUAGUCUCAUGAAAAAUGGGCCUGAUGAUCUAACGGAGGCUUCAUCUGUUACACACACUGGCGCUAAUAGAGGAAAAGGGGGUUUCACAGCGGCCUCGGUAGGUGCGAAGCAGAUGAUGCCGACGACGAAGCGUAGACGCAGAAUGAACGCACCUGUUCAAGUGAGUGCACGGUUUUUGCCCUAUGAUGACGUUUGCGGUGCCACGGUUGAUGGUGCUACUGCCGUGGACGAUGUUACCGCGGAGCGGGGUUUGGGUCGCCGUGUCUCGUGUUUUGAGGUUAAUGAAGAUAUGGCUGGAAGGUACCUGCAGCAGGCUUCAGUUGAAAAUGAGUUCCUCCCGUCAACCCAGUGGGACGUUGAAAUUUCAUCCAGUUUCUUGAAGGAACUUCAUUCCACCCUCUCGUAUACUUUUGCUGGUGAUUAUGUUGCGUCCAGCGCCAGAAACCACCAAGAAAUGGAAACGGCUGAGAACAAACGUUGGUUUGAUAUGUUUAGGGCGUGGCCGCUUGAGCUUGCAUCCUCAGGGUAUGCUGAGUGGUGGCUGCGACACCCCCGAUGUUGUGCGGAUGCCACUUCUUAUUUUGCACACAUCAUCGAAGGCAUAAUGAGGGAGGAACGCCAUCGGAAAUUAUGUGAAAGUGAUUUUUUUAGAGAGGAAUUGAAUUCAGAAUUCUUGCAGGGUGCUUUGAGCAUGCUGCAAGCUGUAUAUGCAGAUCCUCCACGCUCCUUGAAGGCGAUGUUUUUGACUCCGUUGCAUCAUCAACGAUUGUUUUUUCUCUCUUGCCGGCUUGGCGCGCAUAAGUAUCCUUUUUGCAAUGGGAAGAAGAAAAAUACAAGGGUUCUAGCGCUUUGUCUUUCCCUUGCCUCCGCUAUAUCUCAGCGCAUUGCAGGGACUCAGUUAACAAUGCGGCAUGAUUUGAUACGUUUCUUGGGAAAUGUACAGAGUGCAUGGCAAAGUCUUUUGGAGUCACGCCCAGAUGAGGCCACACUACGUCUGGAGUUUGAUCGGGUUAAGUCUCUUUUAGCCUUUGCACUCGAUUGA